UCCAACUAAUCCUACCAUUUCAAAUUUUUUUUUCUUAGGGCUACCAUACUCAGUUGAUGGACUGUAGUCUCUCCCUUCACAAGACCGCUCGAACGCUGCCGUUUUUACCUUUCGCGGUAAAAUCCAAAGCUCCCAAUUCUUUCCCUCCUAAUAAUUUCACCGCCCGUAAGUCCCUCGGACAAAGUCUCGUUGUUGCGAGGGCAGGGCCCAGUCACUGUGAGUUUAGUAGCAGCCCGUUGAACACGCCGAUCGAGUUGAACUCGGCGGCCGGCAAGUUUUUAAGCAGCGUGUUGCAGAACCAACGGCAGUUCUUCAAUGUCGCGGUUUCGGAUGAGUUGAAACAGUUGGCUGAUGAUCGUGACGCGGCCGUUACUCGGAUGUUCCUGAGCACUGGCUCCGAUGAAGCCUCACUUCAUAGAAGGAUUGCCCAGUUGAAAGAACAUGAAUGCCAAACUGCUGUUGAAGAUGUUAUGUACAUGUUAAUAUUUUACAAGUUCUCUGAGAUCAGAGUUCCAUUGGUACCAAAGCUCUCUAGAUGCAUCUACAAUGGAAGACUAGAAAUUUGGCCUUCAAAGGUUUGGGAGCUAGAGUCCAUUCAUAGCUUGGAGGUUUUGGAGAUGAUAAGGGAACAUAUCUCUACUGUUGUUGGCUUGAGAGCUAAUUCCAGUGUCACAGACAAUUGGGCAACAACUCAGAUACAACGAGUCCACCUCGGCCAUUUAUAUGCUGCCUCAAUCUUAUAUGGGUACUUCCUUAAGUCAGCUUCAUUAAGGCACCACUUGGAAUGUAGUCUUGCGUUAGCACAUCAAAAUCUUCAUGUUAGUAAUAGGAACUCCCUUCAGUUCCCAGAAAUGUGGCCAUAUGGAAUGAAAAAUCUUGUUUUUGGCCGGGUUAACAACAUAGAAUCUUUUUCUUUGGGUCAAGGGUCAACUAAACUGGAAUCAAAGAGAGAAAACUUGAAGUGUUAUGUCAUGGGGUUUGACCCAGAAACAUUGCAGAGAUGUGCAAAACUGAAAUCUAAGGAAGCGGUAAAUUUGAUUGAGAAGCACAGCUGUUCACUCUUUGGGGAUGGAAAGAAAGGUUUGCUUGAGACUGAUGAGGUGAUCUCGACAUCAUUUUCAAGCAUGAAGAGGUUGGUUUUGGAGGCAAUUGCGUUUGGUUCAUUUCUUUGGGACACAGAAGAAUACGUUAACUCUGUGUAUAAGCUACAGGAAAACUGAUGAGAGAGAUAGGGAACUAUAAAUAAAGGUGGAGGGGGUUGUGUUUUUUUUGUUUUGUACAUAGGAGUUGGAAUCUCUACUUUGGUUUUGUGAGCACCCUGUGAUUUCCGGUUUCUGCUUGUACAGUGUAUAAAGUUUAUUAAAUAAUAAACAGUUGUAAAAUCUGUUUCUACUGUUAUUUGUUUGUAAUUUUCGUGUCAUCAAUUAUUGCAUAGUUAAGUUUGGGGCCAUGUGCAAUUUUGGGGAUCUUCAUCUGGUUCGGUAGUUGAAGUAACAAACUGUGAAACUCGAGUUUGCCCGUUUGGUUCU
Molecule: messenger RNA, 1529 nt
Organism: Pistacia vera
Lineage: Eukaryota; Viridiplantae; Streptophyta; Magnoliopsida; Sapindales; Anacardiaceae
Product: UV-B-induced protein At3g17800, chloroplastic
Exons: 2
Coding region: 57-1220 (387 amino acids)
Source: RefSeq, a predicted model, not a curated record